ACGAUAUACCAUGGCCGGCACACUCCCUUUAGAGCUUCUAUCUCAGAUUGCAGGUUAUUUGAAUCAUGGAGGUGAAUCCUUGGUCCCAUAUACAGUUGUCUGCCGUCGAUGGCAGCCAGUCUUUGAGCAAUUCAUCUACUCUAAAAACCUUGUCGUCCACAGCACCGGGGACGUGGACGAAUCCCCUCAACCAGGGAUCUCCCUAACACGCUUCACAGCACUAACCUCGGGUGUGGGAAUGGCACGGCGUGCCUGGAUUCGCCAUGUUCAGUACAAUAUAGUCGUCCCGUAUGAACUCCCAGACUGGACCACUCGCAAGCACAAAGGAUAUCAACUGAAGAAUCCGCUUCUGAACUCCUGGGGCUCAGGCCAUCGCCUGUCCCUGCAACUAGGACUCGUGGGCCGCGAACAAGGUGAAGAGCCGUGCACAUCAUCUUACCCCGAUGCUUGGGAGUAUACAUGGGAAUUCCGAAAUGGCCGUACAAAGGCCACCAAACCCUAUCGGGCUUGCUUUCCAAACCAUGAUGCGUCCAUGCUCCCGCAAGUUGCGUGCAUCCAUAAGCUCUCGUUUAUGCGCAUAUACGAGCCAUCGGGUGUCGAGAGGGAUCACCAGGUGUGGGCGCAAGCCAUUUUCCAAAUUGUGCAGCACUGUCCGACGAUUGUGGAACUGCACGUGGACUUGGAUUAUCUCACUCGGCCGGAUCAACUAGAGUACAUCCAAGCAAGGCGUCAAGCGGUGUCUGACGGCUUGAGCAUUGUGCCUCGCAGUCUUCAAGUCUUUGGUUUUAUCAACCAAAAGGAGGGACCUUGGAAGACUUCCAUGCCUGCCUUAAACGUUCUAUCCUCCGAGGUUGAUCGCCUCGCCGUGACCCUCCGAGACCUUAGCUUUUCCCUCCGGGUCCUGAAGUUAAACAAACUUUCUCUCUCCCUCGAUUUUCUAUGUCCCCUGGAUGAUGACGGACAACCUAAAACUACAUCCUUAUGUUGGCCUCACCUCGAGGUCAUAGAGUUAAGCUCUAUUCCUCCAUGGCUUCCUUCCGGUAAAUGGCUCCUCCGCCCCAAACCCGAGGCUGAAGCUGAUAUCGCGGCAAUCGAUGACUGGGAGGAGGAAAUCUGCCAUUCGGAAAGGGGGCAUGUGGCUCGCCGUAUCAUGGAAGUUGAGCAGUUUCACCGGCUGUUCAUAUCGCUGGGAUAUGCCGCACGGCAUAUGCCUCGGCUGACCUCGUUGCAAUUCAAUCUGAAUGCCACCGUUCAGCUAAAUUUCAAGUUCGCCGCCGGUGUAGACGGCGUAAGCGCCACGUGGUCCGCCAAAGUGGACUAUCGGCCGGACCAGCGGGUUGCUGCAGCUUGGGGUUUUCGCGAGGAUGAUUUGCAGCCCGGGUUCCCGUGGAGGACAUAUACUCUUCAGUUGAAUAACUGGCCACCUGAUGAAGUGCAGUCUUAG
Messenger RNA from Aspergillus ibericus CBS 121593, 1444 nucleotides. Its product is annotated as F-box protein. Lineage: Eukaryota; Fungi; Ascomycota; Eurotiomycetes; Eurotiales; Aspergillaceae. Bases 11 to 1444 code for a protein of 477 amino acids. The record is from RefSeq and is a predicted model, not a curated record. The transcript has 4 exons.